AUCAAGUGAAUGUUCCAAAGUCAAGUAGAAAAGAGAUAGUGCCACAUUGUUUUGAUUGUGAAAUUUCGGCAAAUGUUAUAUUGUCAUUUAUGUUGAUGCGUUCGUAGACGUAAACGACAGGUUAUAUAAGUUGAUUUGUGUGUACGACAAUUUAUAGACAAAAGUUAGAAGGACCAGGGUAAGAAUAUACUUUUGUGAAGUUCUACAUCCAUCAAAAUGGCUAAAACAGCAAAACGUUCCGCAAAGAAGAAGAAGAAGGAAGGAUUUGUCAAGUCAACAAAUUCCAUGAAUCCUGACCGGCCUAUUGACAAGGUUAAAUUGAAAGGUGCUCCCUAUGCCCGAGACAAAACUACUAUCAAGCGCCUUCAGAUGUAUCGCACUGGGAAGGCAAAAAGGAAUAGACAAGGAAAAAUAGUUAAGGCAGCAAUUUUCCAGAACAGUGUCGCUCCAGGAACCCGUGCUCGUGUUGCUCCAAAUCAGCGGUGGUUUGGUAACACUAAAGUCAUUGGGCAAAAGGCAUUGCAAACCUUUCAAGAAGAAAUGGGUAAAGUUAUGAAGGAUCCGUAUCAGGUUGUGAUGCGCAAGACAAAUCUACCCAUAUCACUGUUAAAUGAAAAGGCUAAGAAUGCUCGUGUCCACAUUCUUGAUUCUGAGCCCUUUGACAGUGUAUUUGGGAAAAAAAAGACAAGAAAGAAACCCAAUUUGAAGGUAGAAGAUUUUGCUCAUUUUGCCAAAAAAGUUGAAGAAGCAGCAGAAAAAUAUGAUGCAGAGAAAGAUGCAGAUCUUGUUCGACCGGCGCCAGACACACAAGAUUUACCACCUCAGUGGUUUCUCAAGGCUGGUCAAAGUAAACGCAUCUGGAACGAGCUGUAUAAAGUGAUAGAUUCAUCUGAUGUUGUUAUUCAAGUAUUAGAUGCUAGAGAUCCCUUAGGCACGCGUUCUAAAUUGGUGGAGAAAUAUUUACGAACUGAAGCACCUCACAAACAUCUUGUGUUUGUUUUGAAUAAGGUUGAUUUGGUUCCUGUGUGGGUGACUCAGAAAUGGGUUGCAAUUUUGAGUUCUGAAUACCCAACUUUGGCAUUCCAUUCUUCUAUCACAAAUCCAUAUGGCAAAGGAGCAUUGAUCAACCUGCUUCGACAGUUUGGCAAAUUGCAUAGUGACAAGAAACAAAUAAGUGUUGGAUUGAUUGGUUAUCCUAAUGUUGGAAAGAGCUCUAUCAUAAAUACCCUUAAGAAGAAAAAGGUUUGUAAUACAGCUCCUCUAGCUGGUGAGACUAAAGUUUGGCAGUAUGUUGCUCUGAUGCGCAAAAUAUACCUUGUGGAUUGCCCCGGAAUUGUUCCUCCUUCUCACGAAACAGAUUCUGAUAUGGUGCUGAAAGGAGCAGUUCGAACUGAAUACCUGAAAGUUCCAACUGACUAUAUAGGUCAGGUAUUGGAGAGAGUGAAGAGAGAAUAUAUUGUUAAAACCUAUCAGGUUGACAACUGGGACACUCCAGAGAGCUUUUUAGAAUCGCUCGGUAGACGAACUGGAAAGCUUCUUAAGGGGGGAGAACCUGACUGUAAUGCCGUGGCCAAGAUGGUCCUUAAUGAUUGGCAGCGAGGUAAGAUUCCUUACUUUGUCCCUCCUCCUGGACAUGACUCAUCACAGUUUGAAAAAAUGAAAACUGCGGAAAACUUGGAGAUGGCAGCAAAAAUAAGGGAGAAGGAAGAGGAGGAGGAAGAUGCACUUAAACCUGAGUAUGAUAUUGACACUCCAGCUGUGAUUCAGAACCUGAGGAAGAUUGCUCAAAGUUUAGAAUACUCAGGUGAUGAUGUCAGACCUCUUGAAGACACAGACAAAAUGCCUGAUGAUUGUGAGGAGGAAAUUUUAAGUGAUGAAGACAAAGAAAAUGAUGCUGAUGACUUAGAUGAAAACGACAAAAUUGCUGAGCAUGAAAAAGAAAGCAAAGAAAAUGGUGAGGUGAAAGAGGAAACUGAUGAUAUUGUAGACAGUGAAAAAGCAGAAAGUCAAGCUAAUAAUGACGACAAAAGUCAGAAUGAUAAAACGGUAAAUGAUGAGAAACAAACCCCUGAAUCUGCUGGUACUGUAGAUUCUGUGGAUGCCGAAGCUGACGACGAUGAGAUUAUUGGUGAGGAUGAGUUAUCAAGUGAUGAGGAAAUAACAACAGCAGCAGGCUCCUUCAAAGUUACAAGUUUAAGGAAAGUGAGGAGAAAAAGAAAGAUUCGUCCCGGAGAUGAGGAAUACUUACAGAUUGUAACUUCAACAGCAAAAGAAAGAAGGAGAGAAGAGAGAAGUCACAAGAGGGUUAAGACAGGUAGCAAUUUCUAUGAAGUUACUAAUGUUAAAAAUAAAAAUCGAAAUAAAAUAAAUCCAGUUGUUCAUGCAGGUUCAAGACCAAAGAAGCAUACUAAGAAGAAGAAAUAAGGUGAGAUGUCUAUUUAUUUUUAAAUAAUCUUCAUAUUCAUGGUUCAAGCUCUUUUAUGGAAUGGCAUAGAUUUUGCUCGAGUUGUUUUUCAGAUUCUGCUGUAAAAAUAAAUUGUUAUAAGUUUA
Macrobrachium nipponense is the source of this 2550-nucleotide messenger RNA. RefSeq lists its product as uncharacterized. Bases 217 to 2424 code for a protein of 735 amino acids. Lineage: Eukaryota; Metazoa; Arthropoda; Malacostraca; Decapoda; Palaemonidae. Gene Ontology annotation, molecular function: GTP binding. Gene Ontology annotation, cellular component: nucleolus. The record is from RefSeq and is a predicted model, not a curated record. The transcript has 10 exons.